Molecule: messenger RNA, 2041 nt
Organism: Hyposmocoma kahamanoa
Lineage: Eukaryota; Metazoa; Arthropoda; Insecta; Lepidoptera; Cosmopterigidae
Product: OCIA domain-containing protein 1-like
Exons: 6
Coding region: 53-796 (247 amino acids)
Cellular component (GO): endosome
Source: RefSeq, a predicted model, not a curated record
CAUUUUAAUAGAGAAUUAACGGCUUUGGCAAUUUUUAUCAAUGUAUUAGAAGAUGAACGAACCUAGCGCAUUCGUAUAUGAAGACAGUGGUGUGAAAGUUGAAGCUCCGCCGCCGCCACCGCAACCGGCCACUCCAUUUCAAGGGCCGUACAAGUUCUCCCCUGAUGAGUUGAGAGUGCUUGGCGAGUGCAACCAAGAAAGCUUCUUCCAGCGCUCCCUGCCACUUGGUACUGCAAUGGGGUUAGGGACAUAUUUUGCUAUUCAGCAAGGACACUUAAAGGCCAAUCCUCGGUUUGGAGUGAUCCCGAAAGUGACAUUAGCUGUGGUAAUGGGAUACUUCAUCGGGAAAAUAUCAUAUCAGGAGAAAUGUGCGGAAAAACUAAUGGCCCUGCCUGGCAGUUACAUUGGACAGCUCCUCAGGGAAAGAAAGGAUGGAAAGAUACGUGGCAGGACAUCAUUGCAUCAACAAGCACCGUCCAUGUUUGGCGCGGGUCCUAAUGACAUCUACUCAGAUGCUGGCCCGGGCAACUCGUUAGACCUUGACACUGACAGGCCCAUCUUCAGUGAUGACACGUAUCAUCCAGACAACCAUGGAAGCAUAAACGAAAGUCCUCCAGAAGGGUCAGCCCGCCCAGUAUUGUCCUAUGACGAACUUCGGCGCAGGAAUCGAGGAGAGUACUCCGACUCUAAACAAAACCCAUAUAGGAUGGAUCCCAAUUUGGCACCUCCGAUAACACGCCAGCCACAGCCUCAGCAAAAACCAUCUACAAACAAGUAUGGAGACACUAUGGAGUAACCACAGAAUAGUGCUUAAUAAUAAAUGACAGUGUCUAUGAGAAUUGAGGCAUCCAUUGCCUGACAAGUGUCAAGCGAUAUGUAGCACUUCUAAAGAACUUCAACAGGUCUUGACGGAUCCAUUGACUGCCAAUUUACUACGAGUCUAACUAGUGUUCGUAAUCGUAAUACUCCGUCGCCUCUGUAGUCCUGACUAUGCUACGCUACCUUUACGCUACUAAUAGUCUGCUGUUAAUAAAAGAAAACAGCUAUGUCAUUGGUAGCAAGUCUAUUAGAAAUUUAUUACAAAUUUGGUGUUAAAAGCACGAAUUACUGAAGGAUCCUGUCCAGUGUAGUCAAAAGAAUAGCUAUUGCACAAUAACAAUUUUUUUUACUAACUUGUUAUUUAAAUCAGCGUUUGUUUAAUAUAUUUUUUAUUAUUUUAGUUGUAAAUUGAACUUAAAAGCUAGUAUACGGAAUGUUAGACGUUUUUGGGCUAAAUCCUCAUCAUAGAUAAUUAAUUUUUGGAGAUCUCAUGUAUGACUUUUGACAAUAUAUUUUGGCAGGAUAUCUUGCCUGUGCCAUGUUCUUGUAAUUAGCGCAAAUAAAUACGCCAAUAAUAUUAAACGUUAGGAGGCGUGUCACUUUUCCGACUCGAGAUUGGAAUUCAAAGAUCUACCUAGAAAUUCCUCGUGACUUUUAAUAAAAAUUUUGAAAACAUUUGUGAAAAGGUAAUUAAGGCUAAAUAAAUACGAAUCGCACUGGGUAGGCCCAUUUUCCACCAGAGUAGAGUGGGGAAAAAAAAAUAAAAACAGAACACCUUUCUAUUAUUAAGCAAAAUUUAAACUAAAUAUUUUUAAGUAAAAUCUAUGCUUAAUCACAUUUGACAAACCAAUAGUAUUAAGUUGUUUGGACUAAGCGGCGUAUGUCGAAAUAGCAAAAUACUGUUACUGGUUUGCUGAAACCACAUUGUCCGCUAGGCGUUGGUUGAUAAAUUAUGGGUCUUGAAAUAUACGUGUUGUAUGAAAGCUCAGCCCAAAUCUCGAGGAAGAAGCAGGCAGGAUCCUGUUGUAUGUUGUGCCUUUUGUUUCAAGGGUCGCUUUAUUAUUGUUACUUUAAAAUGUGCUAUUCGAACCGACAAAAUAAAUAUAUUCAAUAUACUCUAAGGAGACUGGAUGGUGUUCUAAUAGCGGUUUAGUGGACUCAGCAAUGUACGCACUCCUUAACUCAUAGCCUCAUUUGUUAACCAACAUGUAAAAAAAUGUUA